Panicum virgatum (switchgrass) is the source of this 3261-nucleotide messenger RNA. RefSeq names its product receptor like protein 23-like. NCBI's taxonomy places the organism in Eukaryota, Viridiplantae, Streptophyta, Magnoliopsida, Poales, Poaceae. Gene Ontology annotation, molecular function: protein binding. The coding region runs from base 69 to 3068 and encodes 999 amino acids. The transcript has a single exon. The record is from RefSeq and is a predicted model, not a curated record.
AUAUACUCCACAUAAACAUAACAUGAUUUAUCCCCCAUUAGAGCUGUGCAUCAUCUCCAUUGCUAACCAUGCUGCUGCUCCUCCUGCAAAUCCAUACUGUAUACAUGCUUGCUGUGGCAGCAAACAGCUCCCUGUCCGCGCCUCUGGUUCCAUGCCUCCAAGACCAGGCAUCAGCGCUCCUUGAGCUGAAGCACUCCUUCAACACAACUGAUGGCGAUUCCACCACCUUCCAGUCAUGGAUCGCUGGCACAGACUGCUGCAGCUGGGAUGGUGUCCGCUGCGGCAGGACAGAUGGUCGCGUAACCUCCCUCGACUUGGGUGGCCGUCAGCUGCAAGCCAGUGGCCUCGAACCAGCGCUGUUCAGACUAACCUCACUCAAUCAUCUUGACCUCUCCAGCAACGACUUCAACAUGUCCGAGUUCCCAGCCACCGGUUUCGAGCUGCUCACCGAGCUCAGCUACCUCGACCUCUCUGAUACAAAUUUUGCCGGUUCCGUGCCUGAUGGAAUCAGUCACCUUAAGAACCUGGUUUACCUUGACCUCUCCACAAGCUUUUAUGUUGAUGAUUUCGACAAUGAAAAUAGUGUCACUUACUACACCUCAGAUUACAGAUGGCAGCUAUGGGCGCCAAACUUGGAGACUUUACUUGCAGACCUCACAAACCUGGAGGAGCUCCAUUUGGGUAUGGUGAAUCUUUCCGGCGAUGGUGCACGGUGGUGCGAGGAUGUGGCCAGGUUCAGUCCUAAGCUUCAGGUCCUCAGUUUACCUUACUGCUUAUUGUCAGGUUCCAUAUGUAGAUCACUCUUGGCCUUGAGGUCUCUUAGAGUGAUUGAGCUUCAUUCCAAUCACCUGUCUGGAGGAGUGCCUGAUUUCAUGGCUAGCUUUCCCAACCUUACUGUUCUUCAGCUAUCAGAAAACAAAUUUGAUGGAUGGUUUCCUCCCAUCAUCUUCCAACACAAGAAGUUGAAAACAAUUGACUUGUCUAAGAAUCUUGGGAUCUCAGGUAAUCUGCCUACUUUCUCACAGGACAGCAAUCUGGAGUAUCUCUCUGUCAAUACAACAAACUUCUCAGGAAUCAUACCGAGUUCCAUAGUCAAUCUGAGGUCUCUUAAAAGGUUGGGCCUUGGUGCAAGUGGCUUUUCUGGAAUACUGCCCUCUUCUAUAGGUGAGCUCAAAUCAUUGGUUAUGCUAGAAGUGUCUGGGUUACAGUUAGUAGGACCCAUACCAUCAUGGAUCUCAAACCUGACGUCCCUCACUGUUCUCCAGUUGUUUAACUGUGGAUUGUAUGGAACUAUACCUUCUUCAGUAGGAAAAUUGAGGGAAUUAACAAAGUUAGGAUUGUACAGUUGCAACUUCUCGGGGCAGAUACCUCCACAGAUCUUUAAUUUGACUCAGUUGCAAACCCUCCUGCUCCACUCAAACAGUUUUAUUGGCACAGUGCAACUAACUUCAUUAUCACGCAUGCAAAAUCUGUCUGUCCUUAAUCUCUCAAACAAUGAACUAGUUGUGGCCGAUGGAGAAAACAGUUCAUUGCUGACGUCCUUAUCCAAAAUAGAGUUCUUACGAUUAGCAUCUUGCAGAAUAUCUAGCUUCCCCAGAAUCUUGAGGCACCUCGAUCAGAUCACAAGUCUCGAUCUGUCAGAUAACCAAAUCCAGGGGGCAAUACCUCGAUGGGCAUGGGAGACAUGGAAAGGUUUGCACAUGUUCCUUUUGAACAUGUCACAUAAUAAGUUUACAAGUCUUGGCUCUGACCCGUUGCUUCCUCUUCAUAUAGAAUACUUUGAUCUCAGUUUCAACAAUUUCGAAGGACCUUUACCUAUACCACAGAAUGGCAGUGUCACGCUCGAUUACUCAAGCAAUAACUUCUCAUCCAUGCUUCUUGAUUACUCUACUUAUCUCACUGAUACCGCCUUUUUCAAGGCCUCCAGAAACAGCCUCUCUGGAAAUAUUCCACAAUGGAUUUGUGGCACAGAUAGCAGUCGACAACUCAUUGAUCUCUCUUACAACAACUUAAGUGGUUCAGUCCCAUCUUGUUUAAUGGAGAAUAUCACUGUAUUGCAAGUACUAAAUCUGAGAUCAAACAAACUUGUUGGAGAAAUACCUGAUAACAUUAAUAAAGGUUGUGCACUUGAGGCAUUAGAUUUGAGUGGCAAUCUGAUUGACGGGAAACUACCGAGAUCUCUUGUUGCUUGCAGGAAUUUGGAGGUUCUUGACAUUGGAAGCAAUCAGAUUAGUGACUCCUUCCCAUGUUGGAUGAGUUCACUUCCUAAACUUCAAGUCCUUGUCCUCAAGUAUAACAAGUUCACUGGACAGGUGCUGGAUCCUUCAGACAAUAAAGAACACAUAACAAAAUGUGAAUUUACAGGACUUCGAAUUGCUGAUAUGGCCUCAAACAACUUCAGUGGCACAUUGCCAGUAGGCUGGUUUAAGAUGCUCAAGUCUAUGAUGACAAGGUCUGAUAAAGAUACACUAGUCAUGGAAAAUCAAUAUUACCAUGGGAACACAUACCAGUUUACUGCUGCAAUAACAUACAAAGGGUAUGACAUAACCAUCUCCAAGAUUUUGAGAACCCUUGUGCUGAUUGAUAUAUCAAAUAAUGCAUUCAAUGGAAUCAUCCCUGAGGAAAUUGGAGAGCUUGUGCUACUUCACGGGCUCAACAUGUCACAUAAUGCCCUGGAAGGACCGAUUCCAGCUAAAUUUGGCAACUUGAAGCAACUUGAGUCAUUGGACCUCUCCUCGAAUGGGCUUUCUGGAGGAAUUCCCCAGGAGCUAGCAUCAUUGAACUUCCUUUCAACACUGAAUUUGUCCUACAAUAAAUUAGCUGGAAGAAUACCAAACUCGUAUCAGUUCUCAACAUUUUCAAAUAGUUCUUUUCUGGGGAAUAAUGAUUUGUGUGGACCCCCACUGUCCAAACAAUGCCCCAAUCAAACAGAAACGAGCUUGCCAUAUGCUUCAGAGAAAAAUUCUGUAGAUGUUCUUCUAUUCUUCUUCAGUGCACUGGGAUUUGCUAUCAGCUUUUCAGUUACACUCACACUGACAUGGAUAUGCCACAGCUCCAAGCAAUCUUGAGUUUUGAUAGAUCUCUUAUAUGGAGUCAUAUACGCAUUUAUCCAAUACUUUGUAUGCGAAGAUCAUUUCUGCAAUCUUGAACAUGCUCUUGUUUUAUUACGGUUAAGGUUAGUGGAGGAAAAAAGUAAGUUUCUGGUGUAACAAUAUGAUUUUUAUGUUUUACAACCAUAUAAUAAAUUUGCUCUUUCUAUGA